This is a messenger RNA of Phycodurus eques (leafy seadragon), 3975 nucleotides long. It is a transcript of the gene sez6l2, whose product is annotated as seizure related 6 homolog (mouse)-like 2. Bases 149 to 2833 code for a protein of 894 amino acids. Gene Ontology annotation, cellular component: neuronal cell body; endoplasmic reticulum. The transcript has 19 exons. Gene Ontology annotation, biological process: synapse maturation. NCBI's taxonomy places the organism in Eukaryota, Metazoa, Chordata, Actinopteri, Syngnathiformes, Syngnathidae. The record is from RefSeq and is a predicted model, not a curated record.
CAAGCCCUCAGUGAGCAGCCAUAGGGGCACCUCAGCACCUUGUUGACGGGGGGCCUACAGCAACAGGGUACGCGCUGAUCACGCUAACGUCGGAGGCGAGAUAAAGAACCACUUUGUUCUUUUCAGAUCACCGGUUUCAUCUUGAGCCAUGGGGUUCACAUAUCUUACUGUGAUACUGUCAGUCACCAUGAUCCACCAAGUUUCAGGCUUGACCUUCGCGACUCCUGAGAAAGAUACACCACCAACAUCAUCCCCCGACUCUUACCCUCUGGGUGACCUGAUCCAUGCUGCCCUACAGAGUAAGGAAUACUUAGGACUGUCUUCUGCCACCACAGCAGGCACAACCACCAAUCCGACGCAGGCAGUGCCUGGUGUCAGACAGAGCGAGUCGACCGCCACGGUCAUUUCGCCAGGACUGCUCACCACGGCGUUAGGCUCCUCCUCUGCAGGCGGCCACGCGGGACUCAGAAACCGCAUGUCCUUCGUUCCCAUGGAGGAGGAGACAACCACUACUCUAAUCACCACGACCACUAUAACCACAAUGCACAUGCCAGUUCAGUGCAAUGCAUCUUUGUCCGCAAUGGAAGAUGUUGUCGAGUCACCGGAUUCCGCAUCAUCAUCAGCAUCAUCAGUUUCCCCACUGGAAUGCACCUACAGCAUUAGAGUGUAUCCAGGCUAUGGUGUGGAGAUUCAGGUGAGGAAGGUGAAUCUGUCCAAGGAGGAGUCCCUGACUAUUAUGGGGCACGGGGGUUUGACACCUAAGCUGUUAGCCAAUGAGACCCUGAUGAGGGAGGGUCAGGUGAUUCGCAGUCCAACCAAUCAGGUUCACAUCCACUACCGCAGCCGCCAGUCAAACAACCAUGGGAAGUUCAUCCUGCACUAUCAAGCUUUUAUGCUGUCCUGCACCUUCCCUCAUUCUCCCGAAAGCGGCGGGGUGACCGUGACCGACAUCCAUCCUGGCGGUCAGGCACACUUCUACUGUGAUCCAGGUUUCCAAGUCCGUGGUCAUGAGGUUGCGACCUGCGUCAACACAACACAACCACACUGGAGCACGCCCGAACCCCAAUGUGUUGCUGUUUCUUGUGGGGGGUGGAUUCGUAAUGCAACAGUGGGCCGAAUACUGUCGCCACCCCCACCGUCUGUUGCCAACCACAGUAAUGGAAACAACCUGAGCUGCCACUGGUUACUCGAGGCCAAAGAGGGCCACAGACUCCACCUGCAUUUUGAGAGGAUUGCACUGGAUGAAGAUGACGAUAAGUUAAUUGUGCGCAGUGGAAACAGUUCGCUGUUACCACCACUCUUCGACUCAGAUAUGGAUGAUGUGCCAGAGCACGGACUGCUGAGUGAGGGCACCUCUCUGUACUUGGAGCUCAUGGCUGAUUCGUCCUCCAUCCCUCUACUUCUGGCACUGCGAUAUGAGGCGUUUGAUGAUGAGCACUGCUGGGAGCCCUACAUGCCGCAUGGAAACUUCAGCAGUAGUGACAUCACCUACCAGUUGGGCACUACUGUUACCUUCAGCUGCUCCCCAGGUUUCGUUAUGGAACAGGGGUCAGCAACCAUUGAGUGUGUGGACCCCAGCAACCCCCACUGGAAUGACAGUGAACCUGUGUGCAAAGCGCUGUGUGGGGGGGAGCUCACUCAGCCCUCGGGUACCAUCCUGUCUCCCGAUUGGCCUCAGAGCUACUCCAAGGGCUUGGAUUGUUUAUGGCAGAUCCACGGCAAUGAAGAGAAGCGCAUUGAAUUGGACAUCCAUAUCUUAAAUAUUCGCCACACCGACGUGGUGACCAUUUUUGACGGCCGUGAUCUCAUGUCCCAUGUCAUCGGCCAGUACCUGGGUUCCAAAGAGCGCUUCCAAGUUGUAUCCGGGGGGUCAGAAGUGACCAUUCAGUUUCAAAGUGAUCCGGAAGAUUCCAGUUUCAUCCUUAGUCAGGGAUUCCUGAUUCAUUAUCGUGAGGUUGAGCCAAAUGAUACCUGUCCCACUCACCCUCAAAUCGAGUUUGGGUGGAUCAGCUCGUCCCAUUCCUCCCCAGUGAGAGGAAGCGUGCUGACCUAUCAGUGCCAACCAGGAUAUGACAUCAAUGGCUCUGACAUCAUCACCUGUCAGUGGGACCUCUCCUGGAGCAGCAGCCCACCCACCUGUGUCAAAUUCCAGCAGUGUCCUGACCCAGGAGAGGUUGUAAAUGGAGCACGCUCUGUGCGCCCUGAAGCCGGAUUUGCAGUCGGAACUAUUGUGCGUUUCUCCUGUAACCACGGUUACCAAAUAGAGGGUCCCAGCCAAAUCUCUUGCCAUGGACGAGACAUUGGCAACCCCAAAUGGAGUGACCACAGCCCAAAGUGUGUCUUAAAAUACGACCCAUGCCCGAACCCUGGCGUCCCAGACAAUGGAUACCAAACGUUGUACAAGCACAGCUACCAGGCAGGAGAAACUCUGCGUUUCUUCUGUUACGAAGGUUAUGAGCUCAUCGGUGAGGUCAUUAUCAGCUGUGUGCCUGGACACCCAUCUCAGUGGAACAGUCCACCACCCUUUUGCAAAGUGGCCUAUGAAGAGCUUCUGGAUGAUCACAAAUUAGAGGUGUCUCAAUCAUUUGAACCCUCCCAUCAGAUCCUGAGUGAGAACAUUGCGCUUGCAAUAAUUCUGCCCAUCAUCCUUGUCAUCCUCCUGAUCGGAGGAAUUUACAUGUACUAUACGAACAUCUGCAGACUAGAAUGGAAGCCGCUCUUCUGGAAGUCUCUUUCUCACACGCACUCUUACAGUCCCAUUACGGUCGAGUCUGAUUUCAACAAUCCUCUGUAUGAGGCAGGGGAUACACGGGAGUAUGAAGUGUCCAUUUAAAGGCCAAAAUAUCUUGGUGAGAGUUAAAAAAAAAUACAAUUAAAUUGUUUUGAGGACAACAUGUUUAUUACUUUAAGACCAUGAAAUCCCCUUUCAUUUUAUUUAACAUCUUUCAAUUCUAGCACCACCAUAUAUUUAUGUUCUUAAUUAUGCAAGGCCUAAUUUGAUUUGUUGCAUCUGCCAUUGGUGGAUUUGACCUCAGUCAAUGUUGCAUUGGGACUUGUGCAUUACAAGGUUGAACAAAGUCACUCCAGCAAAGUGAAGGGGAAAGGGUGACAGAGGAAUUGUUUAUUUGUUUAGGUAAAAUAUAGUGAGGCCAAAACCUUGAGAAACUGGCAAUAUCAAUGACAAACAAAUUCUACACUUUUGACCAAACAGAACGCACUUGAAUGUUUUGUGCUAAUUUUUCUGUCUUGUGUUGCAGAUAGAAACAUGUUGAGUUAAUACACCAUUUUCUCUCUUACUGUGUAAAAUACACACACACAACACACACAAUGAAUGUAAAUAUAUGACUUGAUAUUGACUGAGGUUGAUAUAUAUACAGUAUAUACGGUACGAAAUAAAAUAUAUAUACACAUAAACCUCAUAUUUACACUUCUACAUGGUGAUGGAAGGUUGUAUAUUUUCAUUAAAUAGAUAAUGAAAUUUCAGUGCCAAAAUAUGUUUAAAAAAAACCUCCUCAUGUCCUUAAGUGUUCCAUCUGUUGUUGAAGUAGUGUUUUCAAAGACAGUGUUCAGUUUGUUUGUUUUUUUAAUUUGCUGUUCCUGAAAACAGCCAGUGUCUUAUAACAUAUUGUACAUGGGAUGGCGAGGACAUGAAUGUCAUUAUGCUUAUAGCAUGCACUGAUUGUAAAUUAUAUUGCUUCUGCUCAAUCUUGCCAUUAUCAUUAUAGUUAUUGACAUAUCAGAUUUGAUGUUGUAUGCACUAUGUUGAUGAAAAAUUACAACCAUGGCUGUUUGCUAUAAUGCAUUAUGUAUUUAUUUAAAUUGGAUUGUUUGGCUCAUUCACUGUGCCAAAUGGGAGUUCUUGGAGACUGUUGCGUCGUAGACAUAAUAUUAUCCGUAGCAUUUCUUUGCUUCAUAUAUGAGUACAUUCUUUUGAAGGCAGUAAAUUAUUUGCUGAUCUGGAAAUAAAGUUUCUGU